UAUAAGAGUACACACAUAAAACUAGGCCAACCAGUGGCAGCCACAUAGAGGUUGAAGAAGGCAGCAACUUCUUCUGUGAGAGUGCUUUUCUGAGGCCUUUGUCUGCUGCUUUCAAAUGGCCUUGGUUUGGGCAGUGAAGCUCCUUCUCUUUUUAUGGCUCUUCAACGUUCUCCCUUCCUCUCAAGGGAAGGGGAAUUUCAAUGAAUAUAGGUACCCAUUCAUCAAGCGUGCAAGCACUUUCCCAUCUGCCUCAUCUUCUUCAUCAAGUGGCCACAACAAUGUCUAUGACUACAUAGUUGUGGGAGGAGGCACAGCUGGUUGCCCAUUGGCUUCAACCCUCUCUCAGAAAUUCAAUGUCUUGGUGCUUGAAAGAGGGGGUGUGCCUUUUGCCAAUUCCAAUGUCUCAUUUCUUCAAAACUUCCACAUUGCUUUGGCAGACACUUCACCUACUUCUGCCUCCCAAGCCUUCAUUUCAACAGAUGGAGUCCUUAAUUCUAGGGCUAGGGUUUUGGGUGGAGGCACUUGCAUCAAUGCUGGCUUCUAUACUAGAGCAAGCACAAGGUUUAUAAAGAGUGUGGGAUGGGAUGCCAAGCUGGUAAAUGAGUCCUAUCCAUGGAUUGAGAAGCAAAUUGUUUACCAGCCUAAGCUUGAGCCAUGGCAGGUGGCUCUAAGGGACAGUCUUUUGGAUGUUGGAAUUUCACCUUUUAAUGGCUUCACUUAUGAUCACCUCUAUGGAACCAAGGUUGGUGGAACCAUUUUCGACAGAUUCGGUCGUCGUCACACCGCUGCUGAACUGCUGUCAUCUGGGAACCCUCAGAAGCUUACUGUCUUGGUCUAUGCCACAGUUCAAAGAAUUGUUUUUGAUAAAUCAGGGAAGAUACCAAAGGCAGUGGGAGUGAUCUUUAAAGAUGAAAAGGGGAACCAACAUGAAGCAGUUCUUGCUGAUAAGCCACAGAGUGAAGUAAUAUUGUCCAGUGGAGCAAUUGGAAGCCCUCAAAUGCUGUUGCUAAGUGGAAUUGGACCCAAAGCUGACCUUGAAAAGUUGAAGAUUCCAGUGGUGCUUGAUAAUAAGUUUGUUGGGAAAGGCAUGGCUGAUAAUCCAAUGAAUGCAGUCUUUGUCCCUAGUAACAAAGCAGAAAAGCAGACACUAAUUCAAACUGUAGGGAUAACCAAGAUGGGUGUGUACAUUGAAGCUAGCAGUGGAUUUAGUCAGUCCAAGGAUAGUAUUCAAUGCCACCAUGGAAUCAUGUCAGCUGAGAUUGGGCAGCUAUCUACUAUUCCCCCAAAGCAAAGAACCCCAGAAGCAGUUCAAGCAUACAUUAGGCGCAAGAGAAACUUGCCCCACGAGGCAUUCAAAGGAGGCUUCAUUCUAGAAAAAAUUGCCAACCCAAUUUCUAAAGGUGACCUUAGCUUGGUCAACACUAAUGUUGAUGAUAACCCCUCUGUCACCUUCAAUUACUUCAGCCACCCGUACGAUCUUCAACGCUGUGUUGAUGGAAUCCGUGUAGCCACGAAGGUUGUGCAAUCAGAGCAUUUCACAAACUACACAAGAUGUAACAAGCAAACUGUGGAGAAGGUGCUUAACAUGAGUGUCGAGGCUAAUGUUAACCUCAUCCCCAAGCAUACCAAUGACACAAAGUCCUUGGAGCAGUUCUGUAAGGACACUGUGAUCACUAUUUGGCACUACCAUGGAGGUGCUCAUGUGGGCACUGUGGUUAGCCCUCAGCACAAAGUUCUUGGUGUAGACAGGGUCCGGGUUGUCGAUAGCUCGACAUUUUCUGAAUCCCCAGGGACUAAUCCUCAAGCCACUGUCAUGAUGAUGGGCAGGUACUUUGGAGCGAAGAUCUUGAGAGAGAGAUUGGGAAGAGCAGCUGGUAUAUAAUGUAAGGAAAUAAGGCCUAUUAGUCAGCAGGAUGAGAGUGACUGAGGGUUAGUUGAAACAGUGUGUGAUGUAAUUUUAGUUGUUUUGAUUCUUAGCAAGCUCUAAUGUGUAAAAAAUUGGCUUGCCGUGUGAAAAUACAUUUUAUUCUAUUUUUAAAUAUCUCUUAGUCUUUAAUCUCAACUACUUUUCUCCCAAG
Prunus persica (peach) is the source of this 2078-nucleotide messenger RNA. RefSeq names its product protein HOTHEAD. Lineage: Eukaryota; Viridiplantae; Streptophyta; Magnoliopsida; Rosales; Rosaceae. Gene Ontology annotation, molecular function: flavin adenine dinucleotide binding; oxidoreductase activity, acting on CH-OH group of donors. The record is from RefSeq and is a predicted model, not a curated record. The transcript has 6 exons. Bases 116 to 1882 code for a protein of 588 amino acids.